CUCCCUUCGACACUCCUGUCCUCGUGAUGCGCCACCAAUACUUACAAUAAACGAAGCGAUGUUCGCCUUGAAAUCGCUCUCCUCCUACCUUUGGGGCAACUCCGAAAAGCAAAACAUCGCCGAAUUACCCCACGGACAGCUGUUUAUCGUGCGCCCACGAUCGCCAAAGGGCUACAGCGAGCUCAUCUUCACCGACGCUGCCGCCUUCAUCCGCCGCACGAAUCAGGACUAUCAAUAUCAACUCGUCAUCCAACGCGCCUACGAAGAAGGAGAAGCGGAACUACUCGAAGAAGAAGGCGCAGAGGAUAACGCGGGGGACGCUGUUGGUGACAAGGACGAGAAGACUUUUCUUCUGGACGAGGAACUUCACUUGCGCAUUGAGCUGAAAGAAGACGGCGAACUGGUCCUUGCCUGGCGCGAUCUUUCAGGCGACGAAGGCGACUUGCUGGAAUUUGUCUGCGACGCAUCGACUCGUCCUGAGGCUGCGAGCACGUUCGAGUUGAUCGCAACGCAGUGCCAGUUUGAGAGAAAGUAUCGUCGUGGUCACGAAGAGGCGACGGAGGGACAGCUGCGCGAAUUUGUCUUCGAGGACGAGCUAGGAAUACCACUCGCAAGCCCGGUCGCAAGCCCGCAGAACCGCUCACCUGCGAUCUCUCCCAUCGCGCAAUCCCUGAACGAUCUCAGAGAAGAGAGCCCAAUCAUGCCACGUGAAACGAGCAGGAAAGAGGAGGUGAAGGUGGAAAAGACGCCGACCAAGGCACCGACAUACCGCAAGGCACCACAAAGCACAGAGACCUUGGUGGCAGAAGAGGCAGAGCUACAUCUAUUCGACUUCCAGUCAGGCACAUUCAUUCUUCAAGAUGCAAGUGUGCAGGCGAUCGUCACGGAGGUUGGGAACUGGAAGUACUGGUUGCAGAUUGCCGGUGACAAGAAGCAGUGGCUUGGGCAGGAGGUAGUGGACGACAUCAACCCAGUGUUCAACUUUGAAUACCUGAGCUUCAUCUUCAACCACUACACUGAAGAUGGCUCGGCGUACUCAUGGCUGCUCAAGUUUGAGGAUCGCGAAACGAUCGACCGCUUCCAGAACGGAUUGAUGCAGGCACUGUGGGAACACAAGAAUGAAACGAAGUGGGGUAAGUCGACGGACCAGGAGUACGUGCUGAACGCAUUCAACGAUCUCGUGUUGGAGGAUGACAAGGAUGAUGAGCGCGAACGUGAGGCUGCGGAAGAGGAUGAGUACUCAGACGAUGAUUUCGAAGAAGCUCGCGAGCGCACCGCAACACCCGAUUAUGACUCCGAUGAGGAUGAAGAUGAGGUGGUGCACCGUGACGCGGACGGCAACGUCAACAGCCAACUUGCCGUCGGUGCAAGCGUGGACCGAUCGUUCGUUGUUCGCGGUGACAAGAUCGGCGUUUUCAAGCACACUGCAGACAAUGGUCUCGAGUUCAGCACCAGCAUCAACAAGGUCGCCAACCUGAAGGGCAAACAGUUUGCGCCUUCGAAAGUCAUGCUCCACUCGCAAGAUCGCAACAUGGUCCUUCAAAAUCCCAACGACCCCACCAGCGUCUAUCGUAUGGAUCUCGAAGUUGGAAAGGUGGUUGAUGAGUGGAAGGUCCACGACGACAUUCCCAUCAACAUUUUCGCACCCGAGAACAAAUUCGCUCAAACGACCGGCGAGCAGACAUUCCUCGGUCUCUCCAAGAACGCUCUUUACCGUGUCGACCCACGGCUGAGUGGCAACAAACUCGUAGACAGCGAACUCAAGCAGUACGUCAGCAAGAACGACUUCUCCGCCGUGUCGACUACCGAGAAGGGCUUCAUCGCCGUUGCCUCGAACAAAGGUGACAUUCGUCUUUUCGACCGUCUCGGCAUCAAUGCAAAGACCGCUCUUCCCGCUCUCGGCGAUCCUAUCCUUGGACUGGACACUUCCGCCGAUGGUCGCUGGGUGCUAGCCACGUGCAAGACCUACCUCCUCCUCAUCGACGCUCUUCAAUCCGAGGGCAAGAACGCCGGCAAGCUCGGCUUCGAAAAGGCAUUCGCCAAGGACAACAAACCUCAGCCUCGCCGUCUCGCACUUACACCUUCUCACGUCGCACAAUUCCAGCAUGAAACAAAGGUGCCGCUCUCAUUCCAAGUUGCACACUUCAACACCGGACCGGAUCAGGAGGAAACGACCAUCAUUAGUGCCACUGGUCCCUUUGUCGUGACCUGGUCGAUGAAGAAGGUGCUUGCUGGGAGGAAGGAUCCAUAUUCCAUCCGGAGGUAUUCGGAGGAAGUCAAAGCGGACAACUUCAAAUUCGGCAGUGAUCGCAACAUCGUGGUCGCGCUUCCAAAUGAAGUUGAUAUGGUUGCGAGGAGGACGCUGCAGAGACCGACGCGAGACAGUAUCAUGCUGCCGCCGGUCACGCCAGCGAAGAAAGGGAGGGGCAGUUACUUGAGGAACGAGAUCGUCAACUCGCCUUACUAGGAUGGGCGUUCGUGGUUCCGGCUGUCGGGAGGGUGGUCUGGUUUGUGGCGUUGAGGAUACCCCAAGGAUGCUCUAUGGAGCUAUUGAUCAAUUUCGCACUGAGCUCAUGGUGCGAGAGACGAUGGGAAGGAAGCAUGCGGUUGCUACGAGACGCUCCAAAUAGUGGCUAGGACCCCAGUAUGUAGAUCGAAGGGAGAGAAUGAAACGAUAUCGCAAC
This is a messenger RNA of Zymoseptoria tritici IPO323, 2684 nucleotides long. RefSeq lists its product as uncharacterized. The transcript has a single exon. Lineage: Eukaryota; Fungi; Ascomycota; Dothideomycetes; Mycosphaerellales; Mycosphaerellaceae. The record is from RefSeq and is a predicted model, not a curated record. Bases 59 to 2467 code for a protein of 802 amino acids. Gene Ontology annotation, cellular component: cytoplasm; nucleus.